AUGGGCAGCGCCUCCGAUGACAGCGACUUGGCUGUCCAGAGGCCACCGAAGCGUACGCAAGUCAAGGUGGAUGCGGGCUCUGACAGCGACUUGGCGGUACAGCGGCCUCCCAAGAAGGAGAGCAAAGAGAGCAAAGCCGAUCCUGGCUCUGACAGUGACUUGGCAGUGCAGCGGCCGCCCAAGCACAAGGGCAAACCGGCCAACGGAGGCUCUGACAGCGACUUGCCAGUUGAAAGGCCGUCCAAGCAUCGGAGGGGCAAGCAUGCUGAUGCUGGCUCCGACAGCGAUUUGGCAGUCGAAAGGCCAUCCAAGCACAAGAAGAGCAAGCACGCCGAUGUGGACCCCCAUGCUGACCUGACUGUGCAGAGGCCGUCAAAGCAGAAGAAAAAGAGCAAGCAGGCCGAUGCAGGCUCCGAUAGUGACUUGGCAGUCGAAAGGCCAUCCAAGCACAAGAAGAGCAAACACGUGGACGCGCAGCCUGGGGCCCUGGGCAAGUCAGACAAGGCUAGGAAGGUCAAGGAGCUCGACCAUGAGUCUGAGGGCGAGCAACUCAAGAGACAAGCUCCGCCUUCCAAACCCUCUCAGCGCAGAGAGGAUGAUGUGCUGCCGUCUCGCAUGCUGGAGCCCAGCAAAAGCCGCGAUCCGGAUUCGGGCUUCGGCUUUUCCGGUAAAGGCUCGGAUGGCCCCAAAGGCAAGGGGAAGGGCAAAGGGAAGGAUGACGGCAAUGAGCAGCCCAAAGAACAACCCAAUUUUGAGCCUUCCGGCCUGCUGGCGUUGGAGGACAAUGCCAAGAAUGGGAUACCGUUGAAGUUCACAGUGCCGGCAGAGGUCAAACUGCCUGCGACGAAGUGGCGCCUCUAUGUUUUCACAAAAGCCAACGAGGCACCCAAAAUCAUUCCAAUCCACAAGGAGGUUGGCUACCUCUUCGGCAAGGACCGGCGCGUUGUGGAGGUGCCAACGGAUCACCCCACGUGCAGCAAACAACAUGCAGUUCUUCAUUAUAGACAAGCAAAGAGUGGCUUGGUAAAGCCAUACAUAAUGGACCUAGAGAGCGUGAAUGGCACGUUUGUGAACGGAAAGCGGAUAGAGGCAUCACGAUACUAUGAGUUGAAGGAGAAGGAUGUGUUGAAGUUUGGCAUGAGCACAAGAGAAUUCGUGCUUUUGCACGGGGGCUCUGCAAACCAUAUGGCCAUUGAUGCUAAAGACCUGAGGUCGCCCUCUGAAGGCUAG
Molecule: messenger RNA, 1230 nt
Organism: Symbiodinium natans
Lineage: Eukaryota; Dinophyceae; Suessiales; Symbiodiniaceae
Source: the annotation of a GenBank genome assembly